AUGACAGGACCUAGCACUAAAGAUGUUGAUAACAAAGCUGCUGAGCUGACAUCCAUGAUACAGAUGCUCACGGAUCUUCACAUAAAGGAAUCUGCAGAACAUGCUGCUGCUACAAAAAAGCAAUCUGAAGAGAUGGGCUUACUUAUUGCUUCCAUCAAUAAUCUGUCAGCAAGUAUUAAAAACCCUGUAAAUCCAACCUCACCUGAAUCUAAUCAUGGUUCUCACAACAAUAACCACAUACCACAAGAUUCUCAUUUCAAAACCCCAAAAAUUGAUUUUCCUAAAUUUAAUGGUGAUAAUCCUCGACGUUGGGUAUGCAAGUGUGAAAGAUUCAUUUACCUUAAAUCUGUUGCAGCUAAUCAACAAACGGAGGUAGCUGCUAUGUAUCUAGAGGGUAAAGCUGACUCAUGGUUUCAGGACUUCCAUACGGGUAAACCUUAUAUCUCUUGGUCUGAUUUUUCUUCAGCUCUAUGUGAACGUUUCGAAGAUCUGGAUCAAGAAUUUUGUGGAGAUUUAAGACUACUUCCACUUGGUGGUUGUGACAUAGUCUUAGGAGCAGAUUGUCUAAGCACUCUUGGAGAUGUCACAUUCAACUUAGCUAAACUCUCCAUCUCCUUCCUUCAUCAAAAUAAACUUAUUACUCUUCAAGAAUCUGCAUCUAAGCCUUCCAUCAUGAUGUUGAGUGGGAGUGCCAUGAAAAGAUUCUUAAAAAAGAAUACCCCUGCAUUAGUGGGCCAAUUUUUUCACAUUACAGCUACACCUACACCAACUGAUAUUCCAUCUGAAGUACUACCUCUUCUUGAUGAAUUCAAAGAUGUGUUUGCAGAACCCGCCCAACUUCCUCCUCAAAGAAAUAAAUUACGUGGUGUUGUCAUCUUUACUAUACUGUAUUUAAGAUCUGGUUACUACCAAAUCAGAAUGCACAUACCAGAUAUUUAUAAGCCAGCUUUCAGAACUCAUCAUGAGUACUAUGAAUUCAAGGUUAUGCCAUUUGGGUUAACAAAUGCACCUGCCACAUUUCAAGCAUUGAUGAAUUCAGUCUUUGGUCCUUAUCUCAGAAAAUUUGUGUUAGUUUUCUUUGAUGACAUACCUGUAUACAUCAAAAACCUUAAGGAGCAUAUUCAUAACUUAUCUUUGGUUCUUGCAUUACUUAGACAACAUCAUCUUUUUGCCAAGCUCUCUAAAUGCACCUUUGCACAAUCUUCUUUACAAUAUUUGGGUCACAUUAUUACUGCUCAAGGGGUAGCUGCUGACCCAGAAAAGAUCCAAUGUAUGCAAAAAUUGCCUAUCCCCACAACUUUGAAGCAAUUGAGAGGGUUUUUGGGCCUUACUGGCUACUACAGAAAUUCAUCAGAGGCUAUGGACCAUCUGCAAACCACUAACUGA
Molecule: messenger RNA, 1386 nt
Organism: Papaver somniferum (opium poppy)
Lineage: Eukaryota; Viridiplantae; Streptophyta; Magnoliopsida; Ranunculales; Papaveraceae
Exons: 3
Coding region: 1-1386 (461 amino acids)
Source: RefSeq, a predicted model, not a curated record